UUUUAGAUACAAUCUCAGCUUCAGUUUUAAUUCAACAAAUUUCAACAGCUUUUAUGGAGUAAAAUUUUUAGUUGCUCGUAAACAGCUGGCGCGUUUAGAUCGCAAGAACGCUUGAAUAACUUUUAUAAAGCCGUGUUUAGUUGUUGUGGAUUAAAAACAAUUUGGAUUUGCUUAAUUAUUUUGUUGUUGUUUAUUUUUUUUUUAGUUUGUGUUUUGGAAAAACAAAAAAAAAAAAACCCUAAAUGGGUGCGUUUUAUAAAAGUAAAAUUACUACAACAAAUAUACCGAAAAACAGCAACAAUAAUAAAACAUUAAAAAUAAAGUUUUUAUACCAAAUAAAUGAGCAGAUCAUUAAAGUCAUUAGCUAAAAGAUACGAAGGUUAAUUGCAUAAAGCCAAAGUGUUACAACGAACAAAAUCUUAAAAAAAUUAACAAAAUUAAAUCUAUUUGAGGAAAAAAACUUCAAGCGAAAAUUCGAAGAAAAACCAAAGUGUUUGUGUGUAUUGAAACGGAAAAUCUUAACGCCCGCGUUUUACAAUGUCAUUCUUUCGUAAUUUGCGUUCAUCUAUAACGCGCGGUCGUUCAUCAUCUCGCGAUACCACUCCCGUACGCAACUCCCGCCCAGGCAGUGUUAUUAGUUCACUUAAUAGUGGCAGCGGCAAGCGUAGAGAUUCUAUAGAAUCACGUUCCGAUUCUUUAUUUAAUCGCAGCGAAACGUUUAUUCUGGAUGAACCCGAUAUAACACCCUGUCAUUCAAAUUGCUCUACUUUGGAGAAAAAGUCUAAGAAAUCUAAGGUUCUAGAGAAAUUUAGCACUUUUACGAAACGCAAAAAGACUCCUGCAACGGAAACAGCUGCCUUUGAACAUCAUCCCAGUGAUAAUGCCACCAAUACCUAUUACAAAUGGCAGGCUGAUGGAGUCAAUAGUUUGGAUUAUGAUUCUCAAAAUGAUCCUUUUAAUUUCCUUUACGAACAACAAUCCAGUUUGAAAUCUUUACAUAAUAACAGCUCGUCUUCACAAGCAGAUUCCUUGAAAUCGACCAGUUCACCUUCUACUACGAACUUUGAUUCUUCCACAUAUCGUAAAAGUAAAAUGCCGAAUGAUUUGAAAAAACAAUUAAAACUCUUAAAGGAUCAAGAUUUAAAUAAUAAGGAAAAUGAUGUGAAAAAGAUAAAAGAACCUUUGGCUCUGCAAGAAAGAGAGAAUGAAGAGGAAGAAGAAGACCAUAAAGCAGAUAAGUAUAAAACUGUAACUUUAAACAGUUUUCGCAAGUCAUUUCGGGAAAAGUUUUUGCAACAACAAAAAGAGGCGGCUUAUAAUCCAGCCUGGUUUGUGCAGGUUGAAAAUCCCGAAUUAAAUAAGAAUAAACUACAGCAAAGAGAGAAUUCCAAGGAAAAUCGUAGAGAUUUGUUGGUAUUUGAAAAUGAUAAUUACAGACCCGGCUCUAGAUCUCCUAUAAGGGAUUUAAACAAUCGCAAGGCAGUGAGAUCACCUACACGUUCACCCGUAAAACGUAAUGAAACUUUUAAAGUGGAACGUUUAAGUCGUUUAGAUAAACAAAACUUAAAAACAAAACCAGAUGAUUCCACACCCUCCAUUCGCAUAGAAUUUAAAAAUUCCAUAACGCCUCAUAUACCAGGACGUAUGGUACCGGUAGGAGUAGCUAAACCCAUGCCCUCACAACUAAGUAAUACGCAAUAUUAUCAAAAAACUGAAACAACACCCAUGAAUACUUCCUACACCAUAAAAUCUUCAGUAGGAAAUACUACCACUACCAGAUUAAACAAUCACUCACCCAUUCGCUCACCCUGGUUAAAAGAGCAAUCGCCUUCUCGUAACAUCAUCAAUAAUACAACAACACGUCCAGGACGUUAUCAAACCCUAGUUCAAAUUAAAAAUGAGAAAACACGACAAGCUUCACCGGUAACCGUGCGCAAUAGUAGACUUUCCACACGCAUACAACUGAGCUCGAAUGGACCUUCGAAUUCAGAGAGAAAAAAUAACUUACGCUCUGUGUCACCAACUUUUGGCAAACGUUACAAUAACUCUCACUUGCUCGGCACUAGUAAUACAGGAUCAAAAGCACAACCUUUAAAACAAACCUACUUUGGUGACACCCCCCAAACAGCAAAAAUCAUACAGACAACACCUUCAUCUCAACUGAACAGCUCAACAAAUGGUUUAAGAACAACCCGUAUCGUGGGAACACCAGCCUAUGGUAACUAUAAAUAUCAGCAUACACCAUCAUCGUCACUCUUUUCGUCGGCCACAACUUUGACACCAUCAACAUCAUCACGCUCAACGCCUUCAUAUUCUGUCAACAAUAUACACAGCAGCAGCCACAACAAUCUCUCCUAUUUGAAACACUAUCAACUACAACAAACACCGCCACAGCAGCGCAAACAACAGCAGCAGCAUCAGCAUCAAUCGCGUAUUAUGGUGGCAGGGCAGAGGCGUUCUCGCUCUCCAAUUAAAAUACCCUGGCGGUAGGCGUAGAGUUUGUUAGAUUCUUAAGUUUGUAGUCUAGAAUUUGAUUAUUCUUUUAUAGAUUUUUAUAGAACUGGAAUUUUUGUGCAAUAUUUUUUUUUGUAUUUAAACUUGUGUCUGUUGUUUUUCCAACUUGUUGUUGUGUCUAACUUUAUAAAGAAUUUUGCUUAAAAUUUUUAACAAAUACGGGGCGUUAAUUUAGUCAUGAUUUGGUUGAUUGUAUUUUUUUAAAAUUAUUUAGCAUUAGGCAAACAUGAUAUUUUAAGCCAUAAGGGUUGCCAUGUUACGAGAGGAUGAUGAGAGAUGAGGGGAAAUUGAUUUGUGUUAUUCCGCAGUUAUAUUUUUUUGAGAUCGACUAGACUAAGAACUAGACUAUUGACUAGA
This is a messenger RNA of Lucilia cuprina (Australian sheep blowfly), 2871 nucleotides long. RefSeq lists its product as uncharacterized. NCBI's taxonomy places the organism in Eukaryota, Metazoa, Arthropoda, Insecta, Diptera, Calliphoridae. Bases 538 to 2490 code for a protein of 650 amino acids. The transcript has a single exon. The record is from RefSeq and is a predicted model, not a curated record.